GAAGAAGCAGAAGAAGAAGAAGAAGAAGAAGAAGAAGCGUGUAAAGAUGGUUGCCGCUGUAACUAAGCCAUACCCGGGUCGAUUGAGAACUUUCUGGUUCAUAUGUCCAAUGUUUCAUUGGAAAAACAUCCGUGAAUUAACAUGUUUGUUUGUUACCGUGUGUAUUUUGAUGAGGCAGUCAUUGGCAGACGACCGGGACUUUAUGGAGGACUUUUUGAAGCGGGAAUAUUCUCUGGCAAAGCCAUACCGUGGGUUGGGUUUCUCUAGUUCUUCACAGUGGGAUCUGAUGGGCACUGCUAUGGUUACACCUGACCAUGUGAGGCUGACCCCAGACCUGCAGAGCAGACAGGGAGCUGUGUGGAGUCGAGUUCCUUUCUUCGUGCGGGAUUGGGAGCUUAAGGUGCACUUUAAAAUCCAUGGCCAGGGAAAGAAGAAUUUGAAUGGGGAUGGCAUGGCUAUCUGGUUAACCAAAGAUCGCAUGCAGAAUGGACCUGUGUUUGGCAACAUGAACCAGUUCAUUGGUCUUGGGAUAUUUGUGGACACUUACCCUAAUGCCGACAAGAGCCAUGAUAGGGUUUUCCCAUAUGUAUCGGUGAUGCUGGGGAAUGGGACUCUGUCAUAUAACCAUGAUUAUGAUGGACGACACACUGAACUUGGAGGUUGUACAGCUAUGACACGCAACGCAAUCUACGACACAUUUCUCCUCAUCAGAUACUCCAAAAACAGGCUCAUGGUCAUGGUGGAUGUGGAUGGCAAGCAGGAAUGGAAAGACUGUGUUGACAUCUUAGGAGUGAGGUUACCUACAGGCUACUUCUUUGGUGCAUCCUCUGCCACUGGAGACCUAUCAGAUAAUCAUGACAUCAUCUCCAUGAAGUUGUACCAGCUGACAGUAGAGAGGACUCCUGAGGAAGAGGAGGAGGAAGAGGUCACCCUCCCUAGAGUUGACAACAUGGAACAGUUCCAAGUGGAAGUGGAAGCAGAGGGGAUAAGUGGAGUCCAGUUCUUCUUCACCCUGCUCUUCUCCAUCCUGGGCCUGGGUGUGCUGGCGGUGGUAGGGCUAAUUGUUUAUGGGCGCUGGAAAGAAAACAGACGCAAACGAUUCUAUUGAUCAGAGAACAACUGUUGGUUUUCAGAAUGUAUGUUUUUUUGAUCAUCAUAGAUAAAGAUAAUGCAAGAGCUGCCAUAGUUUUACUGAAUCAUGAUUGAAUGAACUGAAUAAACAACCUCAUGACCAGAGCCAAGAGAACAUAUACAGCUGAAGAAGAAAACAGGGGAGCCAGCUGUAAAAAUUUUCCUGUAUAUUUUGUGUGUGUGUGUGUGUGUGUGUGUGUGUGUGUGUGUGUGUGUGUGUGUGUAAUGGAAUAUGGUUGGGAUAUAGCUGCUCUAGUGGAAUUUCUUAAGAUCCUUCUUAAAAUGUUAAAAUGUGCUCAUUUCAACUGAAAGCACAGUAGGUUUUUAACAACUGCACUAAAUAGAUCUCAAAUAGUUGAUGAUACGAGUUUCUAGUGUCUGUCAGAUCACUUCUCCCCAACCAGGAAUAGACAAACAAAAACCUCAGAAUCAAUUCCCAAAGUUGUUUUAAGACAUGUUCCAGUAUACUGUGGUAUUGCAGUUUAAAGUGUAGUUACCUCUUACUGCCAUUUGGUGCUGCCAGCAAUUUUAAUCUUACAUGGAACUGCUGUGGAAACCAAUCAAUCUGUUUAUUAUUGUGGACUACUUCUUACUGCACGAGUCAAAUUGUACUGAGCUCCCAUGUAUUGAGAGCAAACACUCAGAUAAGCUUAAAUGGAUUUGUGUCAGCUGUUAGUAAAUAUGUAUGGUUAGUGAAGCAUCAUUCUCAGUGUUGUACAUUAGAGGAAGGAUUUGAGUGCCAUUUGAAGUGCCUAGCUAGGACCAAUAAAGACAAGCUCUGACUUUA
Epinephelus fuscoguttatus (brown-marbled grouper) is the source of this 1918-nucleotide messenger RNA. Its product is annotated as VIP36-like protein. The coding region runs from base 47 to 1108 and encodes 353 amino acids. Gene Ontology annotation, molecular function: D-mannose binding. Gene Ontology annotation, cellular component: Golgi membrane; COPII-coated ER to Golgi transport vesicle; endoplasmic reticulum-Golgi intermediate compartment. Gene Ontology annotation, biological process: Golgi organization; endoplasmic reticulum organization; endoplasmic reticulum to Golgi vesicle-mediated transport. The transcript is spliced from 8 exons. The record is from RefSeq and is a predicted model, not a curated record. Lineage: Eukaryota; Metazoa; Chordata; Actinopteri; Perciformes; Serranidae.